Messenger RNA from Aspergillus bombycis, 2058 nucleotides. RefSeq names its product C6 transcription factor. NCBI's taxonomy places the organism in Eukaryota, Fungi, Ascomycota, Eurotiomycetes, Eurotiales, Aspergillaceae. The transcript has 2 exons. The record is from RefSeq and is a predicted model, not a curated record. The coding region runs from base 1 to 2058 and encodes 685 amino acids. Gene Ontology annotation, molecular function: DNA binding; DNA-binding transcription factor activity, RNA polymerase II-specific; zinc ion binding. Gene Ontology annotation, biological process: positive regulation of transcription by RNA polymerase II; DNA-templated transcription.
AUGCCAAGAUCUCAUCCAAACAAGCGCCAGCGGAUUAGUCGUGCUUGUGACCAGUGUCGUCGCCGUAAAUCCAAAUGCGACGGGGAACAACCAGAGUGUGCGAUCUGCCGCCAGGCUGGCCGGCGAUGUACGUACCAGGACAAUGGUCGACGGCGCGGAUUGCAAACCGGCUACGUCAAAGCCCUUGAGACAGUACUGGGAAUCGUUUUCCAGCAGAUUCCUGACAGUGAAAGCGCGGUUCAAAGCUUUCUUCGUGACCCUCAACAUCACGGCGGCUUUUUCGCCACCGAAUUCGCAGAAAAGUGUACGACGACAUGGCGCAAUUCCAAAGUAGCCAAAGGUGUGGGUCGCCUAUUAGCACCUGAAUCACAAGACGAAAUAUACGACCCUCUUGGUGAUGAUGAUGAUGACCACCAAUGGGAGUCUUGCGAUACACAUAGUCCGGAGCGGGCGACCCUCACCCCAAUGAAUGUCCCGAAUGCUGAUACGGACCCUAUCCUACCUUCUCCUCCACCACAGCCAGCUACAUCCGAUGACAUUUUAAGUUUGCCAUUCCCAGAUGACGUGGCGGAGCUGGUGGACUUCUACUUUGUUCACAUUCAAUGUUGGUUCCCUAUCCUCGACCGACGUGAGAUCCUGAGGACUAUGCACGGUGACACUUCUUCAAAGAAUCAUGACGCAGGCUACCCAUUAGUCCUAUGGGCCAUUAUUGCAUAUGUGCAACUGAUGCGAGAAGGAGCAAGUUUGGAGGCUUGUUCCGAGCUGAAACAUAUAGAAACCUCCAUACGCGUGCGCCUGAUGCUGGAUUUCAACAAUCUAGAAUUGAGCCACGUUCAGACCCUUCUCAUUGUGGCUCUCCUGAAUGUUGGACGUGGAAACCUAAAUCAAGCCUGGGUGCUCAUCGGUCAAGCUAUGAGGGUUGCCGUUACCCUCCCUGAGACGGCAAGAAAACCGAGAUACACGCACGUUUUUCAAGGUUGUGUGUUCCUUGAUAACAUGGUUUCUGCACUUCUCGAAAGGACUCCAUGCCUUUCUUUAGAGGAACAGAGCGAAAGUCAACCCGUCGCGGAGGACGAUCUGGAAGAAUGGGAGACCUGGACAGCUCCUGGUCAAGCCUCGAGCCAAAAAACUACUCAGAAGGGACCAUUGCGAGCCUUAAGCAUGUUUAAUCUGGCCCAUCAACUCAUGCAGUUACUGACCCAAGUCUUAUACUGUCCACCACGACAAGAGGCUAUACAGCAAACUGUCGCCAAGUUAAGGGACUGGCAAGCGAUUCUUUCAACACGCUGCCCAUAUCCAGCGCGCCACUCACCUAACCCUCCAUUGCUGAAUUUACACCUCACGUCGGCCUUUGUGACGUUGUGCUUGGUGAGCAAAUGUCACUUCGAUGAUGUGGCCAUUACCGAAAUGGCACUGCAUGGACUACGAACGUGCCUCGAUUUGCUUGAUCAUUAUAUUGAGAUCACAAGCGAAACAAAAUCCUCUCCACUUCUGUAUUGGUUCUUUUUCCAGGCACAACGAUGCUUACGCACAAGUUGUCUGAUUAGCGGUUGUGGUGAAGAGGAUGUGUUGCAAAAGCGUUGUGGCCAGCUCAUGGGUAAACUGAAAUUGGCCAGUCCCACGCGUUUCAACAGAUCAUAUACAGGUCACACGCGACCAGGCUGGAAUGUAGAGGACAUGGGCCAUCUGUUUCCUGGGAUGCACACCUUGAAUCAUGCAUUUACUUCGCACAUACCGGCUAACAUGACUGGCCAUGCAACUGCCCCCAUCAUCAAUACUACCAGCAUUCGUGAUCCUCCGAGCUACCCGAUCUCGGGGCUCUCUGACACACCUGAAUUGACAGUAGCACCUACCAUUCCUACCCCAAUUUCUCCCAUUCGUCGACAAACGCCGCAUCUACUAGAUGAAACGGGAAACUUUGACGCUUUGUUUGAAGAGAUGAUUGCCUCCAUUACGCCGAUGAGCCACGAACCUACAUUUGCACAUAACUUGGGCUUCCAUGCUGGGAACCUGGUGACAGACUUUGUUGCCGAGCUGCAGCAACCAACGCACGAUUGA